AUGGCUGCUUACGAAGACCCCAACACCAAAUCGCUCGAUGCGCACGCCGUCUCCAUGACCGAAAAGAUGGAGGCCAGUGCCGUUCACAUCGAGAUGGGCAAGAAAGACGAGUCGAGUCUUCUUGAGAAUGCCCGAAUUGCCACAGAGAAAGAACACAAGAUGACCCUGUGGCAGGGACUGAAACUAUACCCCAAAGCCGUCGCAUGGAGUCUGACCAUCUCCACCUGCAUUGCCAUGGAGGGUUAUGACGUCUGUCUUCUAUCGACAUUCUACAGCUUUGCUCAGUUCAACGAGAAAUAUGGUCAGCAAUUACCGGAUGGGAGCUGGCAAGUACCGGCCUCGUGGCAGUCGGGGCUGAGCAACGGUGUCAACGUGGGAGAGAUCAUCGGUCUGCUUCUGAAUGGAUUCAUUUCCGAGAAGAUUGGUUAUCGGUAUACCAUUCUUGCAUGUUUGCUCAGCUUGACGGGCUUCAUUGCUAUCUUCUUUACGGCACCGAGUGUCGAGGUGCUCUUGGUUGCGGAAAUCUUGGCUGGUAUUCCGUGGGGGGUGUUCCAAACUUUGACCAUCACUUAUGCUAAUCUGCACUGGUUCUUGUCUGAAGAAGCCAAAAAUCUGACCGUUUCUUCUCGCUUGCAGGUCUGCCCCGUCGCUCUGCGUGGAUAUCUCACCACCUAUGUCAACUUUUGCUGGGGCAUGGGCCAGGCUGUCGGUCUCGGCGUGAUCAAAUCCAUGGUCAAUCGCACAGACGAAUGGGCGUAUCGAAUUCCCUACGCUAUUCAAUGGAUGUGGCCCGGCCGACUCGACGAAGCCAAAAGGGCCCUGUUGCGUCUCACCAGCCUGAACCGCGAGACCGACUUUAACGCCGACGAGACCAUCGCCAUGAUGGUGCACACCAACGCCCUGGAAGAGUCCAUCUCCCACGACGCCACAUAUCUCGAUUGCUUCCGAGGCACUGAUCUCCGCCGGACGGAAAUCAUCUGCAUGGUCUGGGCGAUUCAGAAUCUCAGCGGAAACUCUUUCUCCAGCUACUCCUCCUACUUCCUCCAGCAGGCCGGUCUACCAUCAACAACCGCCUAUUCAUUUGCCCUCGGACAAUACGGCAUUAACAUGGCCGGGGUCUUCGGCUCCUGGUUCCUGAUGAGCGCUGGAAUCGGCCGCCGAUCGCUCUACCUAUACGGCCUCUGCGGCCUCUUCAUCAUGCUCCUGGCAAUGGGUCUACUCGGCCUCGUGCCCGCAGCGCACAAGACCGAAAGCGCAAUGGCAACGGGAAGCAUGAUGAUCGGCUGGGCCCUCUGCUACCAGCUCUCCGUUGGCUCAGUCUGCUACUCGCUCGUCUCGGAACUGUCCACCCGCCGAUUGCAGAUCAAGACCGUUGCUCUCGGCAGAAUCCUCUACAUCAUUGCGAACAUCUUCUGCAGCGUCAUCACCCCGUACAUGUUGAACCCGGGCGCUUGGGCAUGGGGUAAUUUUGCGGGCUUGUUCUGGGCAGGAUGCUGCGCGAUGUGCAUUGUAUAUGUCUAUUUCCGAGUCCCCGAGCCCGCGGGCCGGACUUUUGCAGAGUUGGAUAUGUUGUUUGAGAAGAGGGUUAGUGCGCGGAAUUUCGCAAAGACCAAGGUCGAUGUGUUUACGGGACAUACGGAGCGGGACUUAUGA
Molecule: messenger RNA, 1653 nt
Organism: Penicillium diatomitis
Lineage: Eukaryota; Fungi; Ascomycota; Eurotiomycetes; Eurotiales; Aspergillaceae
Product: General alpha-glucoside permease
Exons: 3
Coding region: 1-1653 (550 amino acids)
Biological process (GO): transmembrane transport; carbohydrate transport
Cellular component (GO): membrane
Molecular function (GO): carbohydrate:proton symporter activity
Source: RefSeq, a predicted model, not a curated record